AUGUUUACGAAAACCGCUGCUUUAGUGCGCCGAAGGGUCCCACACAAUCUCACUUGCAGAGUUGCGCGUCAUCUCUCGUCGGAUGAGAGUUACCUUCACAACAAGGGCUCUGAACCUCUGACCAUCGCGACACUGAGCGAUGUACUAGAGGAGAGCGCACACAAAUAUCCGGGCAGGGUGGCGAUUCGAUCAGUGUAUGAGGAUGUCACCCUCACAUACGAAGAACUAUUGACGCAGGCAGAUUCCCUUGGAUGCGCACUGCGGUCCAACGGGUUCCAGAAAGGGGACAGAUUAGGACUAUGGUGUCACAACUCAAGUACAUGGAUAAUUGCCCUUGUGGCUGCUGCCAGGGCCGGACUGAUAUCAGUUCUCAUAAAUCCAGUGUACGAGAAAUCCGAACUAAGCUUUUGUAUCGAGAAAACCGGGUUAAAAGGUCUCGUGAUGGGGAGUGCAAUAAAAAAUAGGGACUACGUAAACGUUUUGAAACAGCUUAUACCCGAAUUGGAUAGUGCAAAGCCCGGCUCCUUGAAAUCAGAACGGUUUCCAGAAUUGAGCACGUUGAUUAGCAUAGAAAAAGAGAAAAUAAGUGGCAUACUUCAAUUUGAUUCCCUUUUAAACAACAACACUAACGAAAUAUCGAAGUACGGAAGUGAAUUGAAACCGGAAGAUGGCAGUAUUAUCCACUUCACAUCAGGCACCACGGGAGACCCCAAAGCAGCGUUGGACUCCCACAUAGGGGUAGUUAAUAACACGUACUUCAUAGGUAAAAGAAACGGAUUCAACGAAGGCCACCAAAAGAUAUGCAUUCAGGCACCCCUCUUCCAUGCUCUUGGGUCGGUGGUGACAGUUCUGAGCGGUUUAAGACACGGCGCUAGUUUGGUAGUGGCAGGGCCGACAUACAGUGUACCUGAUAACAUUAACGCCAUGUUAGCUGAAAAAUGCACAGCGGUUACCGGCACACCCACAAUGUAUGUGGAUAUAAUAUCUCAGAUCCAAAGCAAAGGCGACUUGCCGCUGCAGCUCAGGAUGGCGUUGGCAGCGGGCGCUCCCUGUAGCCCGCAGCUCAUCAGGAACAUCCAGAAAUACAUGAAGGCGAACUCCGUGUUGGCACUAUAUGGUAUGUCGGAAACGACGGCUAGCGUAUUCCAAUCCGUACCAGGCGACAGCAUCGACACAGUGGCCGAGACAGUUGGCUACCUUCAAGAUCACGUUGAAGUAAAGGUUGUCGACGAAAAUGGUAAAACUGUGCCAUUCGGCAGCCCUGGUGAGCUGGUCACACGUGGCUACAACAAUAUGAUCUGCUACUGGGAUGAACCCGAAAAGACCAAGCAAAUAUUAAAUGACGAGGGAUGGCUGAGCACGGGAGACAAGUUCACGAUAUCACCAGAUGGCUAUGGCAAAGUAGUCGGCAGAUUAAAAGAUAUCAUAGUCAGAGGUGGCGAGAAUAUUGCGCCAAAGGAAAUUGAGGACCUGCUUAACACACAUCCGGACAUUAUCGAGAGUCAGGUGGUAGGUGUUGCGGAUGAGAGGCUUGGGGAAGAGUUGUGCGCCGUACUGAGGAUACGAGAAGGCGCUACCGUUACUGCCAGCGAUGUGAGCAAGCACUGCACCGGUCAUCUGGCAAAAUUCAAAAUACCCCGAAUGCUGAAGACCACCGAUGAGUUCCCGAAAACGGCGUCCGGCAAAAUUCAGAAGUUCAAAUUAAAAGAGCUCAUCGAGGCCGGAAAACUG
Molecule: messenger RNA, 1731 nt
Organism: Iphiclides podalirius (scarce swallowtail)
Lineage: Eukaryota; Metazoa; Arthropoda; Insecta; Lepidoptera; Papilionidae
Source: the annotation of a GenBank genome assembly